This is a messenger RNA of Bufo bufo (common toad), 748 nucleotides long. RefSeq names its product urocortin 3 (gene UCN3). The record is from RefSeq and is a predicted model, not a curated record. Bases 1 to 462 code for a protein of 153 amino acids. Gene Ontology annotation, molecular function: corticotropin-releasing hormone receptor 2 binding; hormone activity. The transcript has a single exon. Gene Ontology annotation, biological process: digestion; adenylate cyclase-activating G protein-coupled receptor signaling pathway; hormone-mediated signaling pathway. Lineage: Eukaryota; Metazoa; Chordata; Amphibia; Anura; Bufonidae. Gene Ontology annotation, cellular component: extracellular region.
AUGCCACACACUAGGCUACUCCUGCUACUGCUCAUACUGUGCAUGGCCCAGUCAAGUCUCCACUAUAACUUUUACAAAACAGAGUCGAUUUUCAGCUGUCUUAAAGAAGUCCUUGAGGAAGCGAAAAGGAGAAGUUUAGAAGACAAUACAGUUCUUAGCAAGAGGGGCUAUGACUUUGGACCAAGGGAUAAUCUAUUGUCUCAAGAAGAGGAGGAAGAAGAGGAUGAGAAAGAGAAAAGGACAUUCCCAGCUGCGCGGUAUAGAUAUCUGUCACAGGCCCAGGUGAAGGGCAAGGUGUAUCAAAACAAGGCAAAAAGUGACCGCCGGACCAAAUUCACUCUUUCAUUGGAUGUACCUACUAAUCUAAUGAACAUCCUGUUCGACAUUGCAAAGGCUAAAAACAUGAGAGCAAAGGCUGCAGCAAAUGCCCAACUGAUGGCCCAGAUUGGUAGGCGAAAGUAAGGCUGGCUAGGCCGUGCAUGGCUCACAAAGAGAGAUAGAUAAAUUAGCACAGGACUUGUGUCAAGAAAUCUCCUGUCCCACACAUGGCCGAACCUUAGAACUUUGUACAGUACACUGCUAUAUUAUGAGUCCUUCAAAGCUGCAUUUACUUCCUACAUGUCUAUGCCCAAGGGGUGAUAUGUCACCCUCCUUGCCCUCUUUUAUAAUUCGUUUAUAAAAUUAUUUUGUUCUAUUUUGUUACAUUUUCUCUAUCUUUAUCUCUUCCCAACUCUCUGAAAUUUCUGUA